This is a messenger RNA of Cylas formicarius (sweet potato weevil), 4116 nucleotides long. It is a transcript of the gene Arfip, whose product is annotated as arfaptin-2. The transcript is spliced from 4 exons. Bases 115 to 1086 code for a protein of 323 amino acids. Gene Ontology annotation, cellular component: trans-Golgi network membrane. Gene Ontology annotation, molecular function: protein domain specific binding; phospholipid binding. The record is from RefSeq and is a predicted model, not a curated record. Gene Ontology annotation, biological process: intracellular protein transport; regulation of Arp2/3 complex-mediated actin nucleation. Lineage: Eukaryota; Metazoa; Arthropoda; Insecta; Coleoptera; Brentidae.
UUUGCCUUUGGGGUAUUGAUAACUUGAUACGAUGUUUAUAUUCUUGUCAAAGAUAUCGUUAUUGUAGAUAUAGUUUUUUUGUUAGUGUUAAACAGUAGUUAAUUUUUAACUAAAAUGUCCCAGUUAAGAAAUUCAAAUUCGGUCGGCGCUGAAAAAACCAGUAUACACGACAUGUUAAAAGAUACCCCCGCACACGAAAGCAAAAACAACAGUUUACCUUCGAAUUCUUCCGGCACGAUGUACUCGCGUUCAGUACCGACGGGGUUAUCUACAAGCUCACCUGCCAUAUUAACACCAUCAUCUCCUACUCAAAACGAUGAUUCAACUUUACUCAAAACAUCGUCUAGAAUUGAGAAUAUUAAAAACUGGUCUAUAUCUACUUAUAAAUGUACCAAACAGCUCAUGUUUGAGAAGUUAGGGAAAACUUCAAGGACCCAUGAUACAGAAUUGGAAACUCAGAUAGACCAGUUAAGGGAAACUCAGAAGAAGUACAUUAAUAUAUUACGAUUAGCUAGAGCACUUACUAGUCAUUUUUACCAUGUUGUCCAAACACAGCACGCAUUAGGAGAGGCGUUUUCGGACCUUGCUCAAAAGUCCCCUGAACUUCAAGAGGAGUUUUUGUACAAUUCUGAAACACAACGAAACUUGACUAAAAAUGGCGAAACUUUAUUAGGAGCAUUAAAUUUUUUUAUAUCGUCGGUGAACACCUUAUGUCACAAGACUAUUGAAGACACCUUACAAAGUAUUAGACAAUAUGAAGCGGCUCGGAUCGAAUAUGAUGCCUACAGGACCGAUUUGGAGUCGCUCUCGACAAAACCCGAGGGCACUAUAGGUUUGGAAGAGGCUCAACAGGGAUACGAGCUGCACAGACAACAAUUUAUGAAGCUAAGAGCAGAAGUUACCAUUAAAAUGAAGUUCUUGGACGAGAAUAGAAUAAAAGUUAUGCAUAAACAGCUGCUUUUAUUUCACAACGCCAUUUCCGCAUACUUCUCCGGAAAUCAACAAGCGUUGGAAGCGACAUUGAAACAGUUUAACAUCAAAAUUAAGGCACCAAAUUCAACAUUCCCGUCAUGGUUGGAGCAAUAGUUCCGACCGAACGAAAAAACUCAUCAUCAUUUCCAUGAAUCGAAGGAAGCUUCUAGAUUCACAAAGCUACGUUUUAAACAAUUUGGCUGUUAAAUGUAAUGAAUAUUAAAUUGCCAAGUAGAGGUGCGUAACUAAACGGACUGGCAUUUAUAGGUUAUGUGUGGUUAUUUCCAAUAAUUUAUUAAUCCCCCUCAAAAUUGUUUGGUUAUUUCAUUUAAUAAGUGUAUUUAUUGCAGGGAAAAAAUUCGUGUCCGUAUGAAAGGUUUAUAUGUGUAAGGCUCUUUGCCCUGGUACUAAUUUCUGUGAUCAUUCAUUAAAAUGUGAGGCGUUUGAUGUAGGUCAUUAGUCAUGUAGUCCAAAAUCGUACCAUGAGGUUUGUGAGUCUAGGGAGUGGAAAAAUCUAGUCAAACAAUAUAUUUUAAUAUAUUAUUUCUAAACGAUAUUAUAAACAUUUUUAAUUUAAUUAGAAUUAAAUCUUAUUUUUUUUCUCGUACUGUCUGAAAUAAUUGCGGCUUUAAUUCUUAACUCCGAUACAACAUAUCCGCUAUUCACCUUAAAUGCGCGUAUAAUUAAUUUUAUUGAGGAAGUAUUAAACAUAUUAAACAAAAACAUCAUACCUGUUUCAUAUUAACAUUUUUGUUUUUUAUUGGACUUGAGCGAAUACGGUUUGAAUCAAUAUAUUAUUUAUUUCACGUUUGGUUUCAUUAAAAAACCCAUCAGCAUCGAAUAUUUUAUUUAACAUAGUAAAACAUCAAUUACAGUUUUGCUAGUUAGGUACACGUCUUCAAAAGUACUCUCCUACUCGAAAAAACGAAAAACGAUCCCUAAAUAGAAAUAGUUAUAUAUCUAUACGUGUAUAUCAUAUCAGAAAAUCGUUAUUUCCAAAUAAAUCUAGGAAAAGGCCUUUAACGCACAGUUUCUAAAAAACAAAAGUUUUGGGUGGUCGGCUGGCUCAAAUUUUGGACCCGAAAUAUUAACGUCAAACUUUCUUUAUCUUCAAAAGUAUAAACAAAGGUGAUGAGUAAUUCCCCCUUUGACAUAGAUGCAGGUAAGAGUCAGCUACAGGUAUAUUGGCGGCCAUCUAGGCAACUAUUAAAAAAAAACAUCUUCAAUAAAUAUUUUAAACACAGUAAAACUUCUGCCUCGGGAAGUAUAAAUUAAGUUCACAAACGGUCCUCAGAAACCAAACCACGAACAUUUUAAAUCUUUAUUAGAAACAAUAUGGAAGAAAAAUAAAGACAUGGGUAUAAUAUUUUGUAUACUUAUUAUUUAUAAACGAAAAUAUAAAAUAUCAACAUAUUAUGUCAAUUUUUCAUUUUCUUUCUCACUUCAGUUCCCUGCGAAACGACCGGAAUAGCGUAAUUACAAAAUCGAACAAAUACAGACAAAAAUAAUGGGAGAAAAAAAUGAUUUGCUAGAAAGAAAUAAUAUAAAUAACUCCCGACCCGGGGGGAAUUACCCUUUUCCAUCUCAAUCUCCUCGACUGCGACUGAAAAAAGACGUAUUGACAACUGCUUACAGAUAAAAUGUAAAUAAAAAUGUAAUCGAGAAUCCUGCCUAAUUAAGACGUUAGUCCUAAAGUCAUUCUUAAUACGAGACUUAACUAGAACAGACAUUUGAAACAGUUACCACAAUAAGGCUGAAUAAUUUUUGCAAAAGGCACAUUUAUUAAAUAUUUUAGAGUAUUUGCUAUGCACCUAUUCGACUCAGUUAUUAGGAAGAAAUAACGAUGAACAAUGAAUGAACCUACGUAUGAGGAAAAAAAGGUCUAAGUACAUCUUGAAUAAUUUUGCACCCCAAUUCAUUUAAAUUAAUAAGGUGGGGAAAUUUAAGAUCAACAAAUUGUAGACACAUACAGAGUGACACCACAGUUGCUCAAAAUAUGGCACAAUAAAUUAACCAACUUUAUACCCAGGAUUUUAGUAAUUUACCAUGUCGAUGGCCGAAAAUUAUAACAAUUCCUGAGAUAAAUAUUAUAUGAUGGCGGGGUCACUCCGUUUAAAAAAUCCCUUACACACUAAAUUUAUCAUUAGUAUCACACUGAUAAUAUACUGAAGCAAAUCAUUAGCGUAUUCACGUUUACUAUAUUAUUAGUUUAGAAUUGUUGUUUACAUUGAGAGACAGUCAUAUAUAUAGCGAUUUCGCGGUGUACGCAGACGUGUAAAAAGUGCAAUACAAAAUAUAUUAUUAAAGAUCUAUUUCCGUCAUUUAUUUGAGAGGGAGCUGUCAUAUUUUUUUUAACUGCCUUUCUUAGCUUUCAAAUUCAAAUACACCUGAAAGCAUUUUAGCAGUCUUCUCGGAAAAUACACAGUACCCAGUAUAUAUCGCUUAGAAUUAGCUUUGGAUUCAGCAGCGUCAUAAGAGAUGGCAGAAGUUUUGACACAUACUCUUUCACAGUCGAGUAUAUAUUUUAUCUUCAUCAUAAUUAGGAUAAACAAUUAUAAAUAUUAAUUAAUUUAAUUUGUAGAUGCUCAAAAUUUACAAUAUCUCACCAUCAGAAUGUAUUGAUCGAUUUUAAAAAAUGAAACGCUGCGCCAAAAUCGGUGUAAUGUUAUGUAGGGUUCUUCAAAAUUCAAAACAAAGAUCUUAAAGGCGUAUUCAUCAGCCAAAAAUAAUAAAAUAAUAAUUUCAUUAUUAAUUAAUUAAAUAAAUAAUUUCAUUUUAAUGAAAAUCAUUUUUAAAGUUUUUGAGUAAUUGAAGAAAAAAUCGUUUUUUCGGACAGAUUUUUAUUUUUGUGUUAACGACAAAGCUAGACACAGAGAAAACUGAAAGAACAAAAAAGUAACAUUUUUGAUUGUUCAAUAUAAAAAAAAUAUUAAUAUUUCAAAAUUUAGUCCGGUAAUGAAUGUAAUGCAACUAAAACUCAUCAUGAAGAUAAAUAAGCGUACCAAGUUUUUGUCAAAAUGAGCCGAAUAAGCGUAAUUUAUUAAAAAAAAUCCUUUAAAUCCUAGAAAGUUCCUAUUCUUAUAUGAAAAAACAGACUUACUCUUAGCUGAUAAAUACGACCUUGAAGUGUAAGGUCUGAAACAG